Molecule: messenger RNA, 4437 nt
Organism: Centropristis striata (black sea bass)
Lineage: Eukaryota; Metazoa; Chordata; Actinopteri; Perciformes; Serranidae
Gene: rab11fip4b
Product: RAB11 family interacting protein 4 (class II) b
Exons: 14
Coding region: 354-2111 (585 amino acids)
Biological process (GO): endocytic recycling; regulation of cytokinesis
Cellular component (GO): midbody; endocytic vesicle; recycling endosome membrane
Source: RefSeq, a predicted model, not a curated record
CCGGCGAACCAGUCAGCGAGAGAGGGAAAGUGUGUGAGGUGCAGAGUCUGUGCUUGUGUGUGUGUGUGUGAGUUUGUGUGUGUGCGUGUUACAGAGAGAGAGAGAGAGCGGCUGUCUCUGUCGGUGGAGGAGAAGCCAGGCAGCCGGUGCAGUAUUUUAAAGUGAUACAUCCUGCCUCUGUUUGGACUAUACCACUAACAGGGACUCACCCUUUGGACUAUCCCGGCGCUUCCUUCUCUUGCCUUUGAAGGGAACACCUGUGUGUGUGUGUGUAUGUGUGUGUGUGGUGGUGUGUGUGUGUGUGUGUGUGAGCCAACACAACGGACUUAGCCCUGGUGAACAGGGAACAGUGGAUGACUUCAGUGGAUGAGGGUUUUGCUGUUGGAAAGAGGGGAUCUGCUGACCAUGGACUCCCCUCACUAGUAAACGGGGGUGGCGAGGAGGAGCAGGGGCUUGGUCCGGUCAUCAUGUGCACGCGGGCCUAUCCUGACCCCGUCCCUGAGUGCCAGCUGUUCCCGGGAGAGGUGGAGGAGCCUGAGGAGGAGGUGGCAGACGACGGCAGGGAGAGGGAAUCAGACAGAGACAGCGCAGUGGAAAGCACCCAAGGGUCCGACACCUCAGACGGGCUGAUCAGAUCUGUAGACAAAGAAGACGCACUGGGGGAUCUCUUUUUCCCUGGGGAGAAGUGUGGUCACACCAGCGUCUCAGUGACCUCUGACUUAUCAACACGAUCCUCAGCUUCUCUGAACGAGGAGCAGUUUGAAGACUACGGAGAAGGAGAGGAACCAGACUACAUUCCCAGCAGCCCCUGCCCAGACGACGAGACUCGAACCAACGGGUACUCUGAUCUCGGCUCAUCUGUGCCCUCUAGUGCGGGGCAGACUCCUCGUAAGGUGCGUCAGCAUUACACCGGUGAACUGAUGGAUGUCUACUGUUCUCAGUGCAGCAAAAAGGUCAAUCUGCUAAAUGACCUGGAGGUUCGCCUCAAAAACCUCAAGGCUAACAGCCCAAGCAGGAAAAUCUCCAGCACUGCUUUUGGAAGGCAGCUGCUUCACAACAGCAACCUGAGCAGCAGUAACGGCAGCACAGAAGACCUUUUCCGAGACAGCAUCGACUCCUGUGACAUCGACAUCAAUGAGAAGGUGAGCGCUCUGGAGAAGAAGGUGGCAGAACUCGAGAAUGAGAUUCUGAUGAACGGUGAUAUCAAGUCCAAGCUGAAGCAGGAGAACACACAGCUCGUACACAGGGUUCAUGAGCUCGAGGAGCAGCUGAAAGACCAGGAGACGCGAGCAGAACUAAAUCUGCAGGAGGAGCUCAGACGACACAGAGAGUCCUACAGCAAGAUGGAGAGAGACAAGAGCACACAGAUAGAGCUGCUGACCAACCGAGUGAAGCAGCUGGAGGAGGAGAACAGCGAGAUGUCUCUCAGCAUGUCCCGGCUCAAGUCACAGACAGAGAAACUGGAUGAGGAGAAGCAAAGGAUGACCGACAAGUUGGAGGACACCAGUUUGCGCCUGAAAGAUGAGAUGGACCUCUACAGGAAAAUGAUGGACAAACUGAGACAGAACAGACAGCAGUUCCAGAAAGAAAAGGAAGACAUGCAGGAGCUGAUAGAGGACCUACGUCGAGAGCUGGAGCAUUUGCAGCUUUUCAAGCUGGAGACCGAGAGGCCUGGCCGCAGUCGCAGCUCUUCCUCUGGGCUGGCAGACUUCAACAGCAGGACCAGAGAGGUGGAGCUCGAGCACGAGGUCAAGAGGCUUAAGCAGCGAUUUGUGUCCCAGGACUUUCUCCCCCCUGAAUUCCAGCACCUGGUGUUGUCUGGGGCUCGGCUCCGUCCUGGUCUGAUGGACAACCAGAAGCUGAGGGAGCAGAACGAUGAGCUUAAUGGCCAGAUCCUCAGCCUUAGUCUAUAUGAAGCAAAGAACCUGUUUGCCACACAGACCAAGGCCCAGUCUCUAGCUGCUGAGAUAGAAAAUGCCUCCAGAGACCAGUUAAUGGAAGCCCUGAAGGAGCAGGAAGAAAUCAACAUACGUCUGCGACAGUACAUGGACAAAAUCAUCCUGUCCAUCCUGGACCACAACCCCUCCAUCCUGGAGAUCAAAGGCGACUAGCAGUGACUCAACUGGAAUGAGAAUCGUUCCCUGUCUCGGGAGAAUGAGGAUCAUUCCAGUUGUCCGAUCAGAAACUGCAACCCGAGUCAGGAAUCUGUACAGGAAAGCAGAGAGGACCAGAGCCGUCUUAGAAACUGGAACAUAUAUAUAGACUCGUAUCGCCCCCUGCUGUUUGUGGCGGGAAAUAGCUAAAGGGAGUCUUCUCAACCAGGGAUUGCUCUCUGACUGCAGGUCAUACUACUGUGACUCUUCAACUUCAUCUACUCUGCUCUGUUUUUAUUCACUGUCUAUGCUGUGAACUGUAGUUUCUGUCACAACUUUUAUCUCAUCUGCAAAAACAGGUGAUUUUUCUUCCUGAAUAUCCUGCACUCAACAUGCUUUGAGGAUGGACUGGAUGUAGUACACUGGACACAUGUACCUGGACAUAAAAACCGGAACAAUGUAACAAACCUGAUGUGCGUUCUACUGUACCCUGGUGUAAUAUUAAUUGUAUUGUACAGUUCGGUACGAUGUUUAAGGAAAAUACAGUGAGACAGACAAACAAGCUGGCAGACAGACUGUAAACCUAACCCUCAGAGGCAUGAAGGCAGACCAGCCAUGUGUUGCCUGAUCUGCAAACGGCCCCUUUUUUCUCCUCUGUCAUGUAGGUGUUCUCUGAAGAAUGCAUGUUGACGACGUAUUUGGAAAGGCACGUUUUAAGAAAGGAAAGAGAAAAGUGUCAAAAAGUGGUCUGAGAAAGAAAAUAAGAAGCAGAAAAUGUAAAGCAAAGCAUUGCUUCUUUAAAGAAGUGAGGUGUCAGACAUUGGACCAUGUAAGCGAGCAAAGGAGGGUUUUAGUGAAGUCGGUGAUGGAUAACUGAAGGUGAAUAUGUUUUAUUCCUGAGAACAUGUCUUCCAGUAACCUUGCUGUGUCAAUCAGUCCAAUAUAGUGAUUUUUUUUCACUGAGAAGUGGCCCUUAGUUGAUUCAGAUGGGUAGUAGAGUGUCACUUUAUGGAGCAGAAGCUGCAACCAAGGAGUGUCUUUAAACUGUAACUUCCAUGGCUGCUAUUUGCUGGCAAUGCAUUGGCAUGAGAAGGUUACACUGUUGCUAGCAAUAGACCCAACAAUGUUGCACAGAAAUAAAAGGAUAUGAAUGUACAGGGUUUGUGGUGGAUUCACGUCGGGAGUGACUGGUAGCCAUUGUAAAACGGUUUACUGGAUCAUCUCUGUAUGCUCAGUGAAAUAAACUCAAAUAUUGUACGUGAGCAUGCACAGGAGACUCACCUUUUGGUAACUAAAAAAACUGGAUUAGCAAUUUCAUUGAAGCCUACAGGUUGCAGAUUAUUUUUAAAACCCUCAAACUCUCUAAUACUGUAAAUAUCACGAAUGUACAACUGGAUAUUUCACUCUCUGUGAGGCCAAAAAGGCAUUUUGACUUUAAAUCACUGUAAUUGGUCAAGAUUUGUUGUAACACACAUGUACAGUAUUCCGUACUGUAAUGAAGAGGGCAUCAUGUGGCGAAGGGAAACAAUACAAUCUGCUGUAUUAUGUAAUUAUUUUAAACUUGAGUUUUGCUUCCUUGCACAAAAGAAAAAUCUGUUUCCUUUUGCAUGGUUCACCUUUUCUUCUGUCUGUGCCUUUUGAGGACAUUUUUCAAGAUGAUGUUGCUAUAGAUUUACAUAGUUUUUUGAAGGUUCAUUCUAUGUCUCUGUCUGACAUAUUUUCUUGACUUGUAAAUGUUGUAAUUAUAGUGAUAAUUUGUAUUUAUGUGCCACUCACCACUCUUUUUCAGAUUGAUACUAUGAAAACUAUUUUAUACAGUUUUAUCAAGAACGAACUUGUGAUUGCUUAGGUGUCCUGUUAGAAAAGCGGUAUAGCACAAUGCUUUGUAUGAUACGCAGGUCAGGUUAGCAUUUUGGGGAUUUUCUCAAUGUUAUGGUUUUUUUAAUGCAGUGGGGGGUAAUUUGUUUCAUUUCUCAAUUUUUUUUUGGUUAGUCACGGUAAGUCCAUUGCUUUUCGAUCUGCUUUAACCUGGCUUUUUAUAUGGUUGUAAACUGUCUUCCUAACUUAAACUAAAUGGUGAGCAUUAUGAGCAAUAUUAACUUAUUUACCAAUACCUGCUGAUUUGUGUCUUGUUUUGCUUCACAAAUCUUUUCAUUCUAUAGCUGCUCGUGCCAUUCUAGAUUUUAAAAAAGUAAAUUUAAACCAUACAUUAAGCUGUAAAAUUUUUCACCAACCCAUUUCUUGUAGCUCUUAAAUUUUGAAUCAUUAGGGCUAUCCAAUGUGAUGUAGUCACUAUAAACAGCAAUAAAAAUGGCUUUGGCAGUGAUGCUGGCUCAUGAAAUCA